Messenger RNA from Photinus pyralis (common eastern firefly), 1267 nucleotides. RefSeq names its product odorant receptor 4-like. Gene Ontology annotation, biological process: detection of chemical stimulus involved in sensory perception of smell; sensory perception of smell. Gene Ontology annotation, cellular component: plasma membrane. The record is from RefSeq and is a predicted model, not a curated record. The transcript is spliced from 7 exons. Bases 227 to 1186 code for a protein of 319 amino acids. NCBI's taxonomy places the organism in Eukaryota, Metazoa, Arthropoda, Insecta, Coleoptera, Lampyridae. Gene Ontology annotation, molecular function: olfactory receptor activity; odorant binding.
AAUAUAUCUGAAGCGUUUAUACGACGAUAUGUCUAAUUUGUUAUACAUAUGCUAUGCGAGAUAAAUAAGAUUUUUCAGCAUGUUUUGGAAGGCGUAGAUAUUUUUUAACUGGAUGUCGGGCGAUAAGAAAAUGAGAUAAAGUGAAAAACUAUGGUCCAUAAAACUGCCAGCUCUCUCUAAAGGACUGGGGUUCUACAGAGUUCGCCAUAAGGUAAAAAACAUUUUAAUGAAGAUUCAGCAUCGCCCAUUCUUGCCAGAUUUGGAACGUGGUGGCGAAAAGGAGUACGAACUGACUAGUUUCUGUGUGAAAAUCACCAAUAUUCAAGCGGUUGCGUACGUUGGAUUCGCUUAUUUCUGCGUCUUCACUGGAAUUGCACUUAUGAUCGUUACUAACAUUCGGAAUCACAAUUACCACGGAGCGCUAGCAUUUGGAUCACUAAACGUGCUGAACAUAAGCUACAGCCCAAACUACGAAAUAAUCAGUUUGUACCAAACGAUCGUGGUGUUUUACGUUAGCGUCUACUACAUAUCCGUUGACUUAAUUGCAACAGGACUUCUCGUACACAUUGCCUUUCAAUUUAAGAUGGUGCAAAACAACUUCCAGCGAGUAGUUUAUAACGCAUACCGAGAGAUGUGUAAGAGCGACAUCCACGAUUCGCUCUCAUUGAACUUCGAGACUUUCAGUAAAGGUUACGAGACCGUCACUCCUCUGAUUAGGUGGAAGUAUUUGCGCUCGUCGCUGCAGAAAGCGGCGAAGUACCACGCUGCCGUUUUAAGAUUAAUGAACGACAUGGAGGAGAUGUUCAGUUUGAUGUACCUCGUCCAAUUCUCAACACUUAUGAUAGUCAUGUGCUUUGAGAUAUACAACGCAACCGCGGUGGACAACACAUUGGACAUCAUCUUCAGUCUUGCGCAGUGUGUAACGUUACUCUUGCAACUGUUACUUACGUGCUUUUGGGCCGAGUACGUUUUGCACGAGGGUGUACAGGUGAGUUCGGCGGUGUACCACUCGCACUUCGUAGGAACGGAUGUUAGGUUCCAAAAAGGCUUAGUGCUCGUAAUCCAACGUAGCCAAAGGGAAGCCACGUUGACCGCCGGAAAUAUGGCUACUGUAAAACUAGCUACUAUGGCAUGGAUAAUAAAAUCGGCGUAUUCGGCCUUUAUGAUGAUGCGAAGCCUCAAAUAAAUGCACAGAAUAUGAUUGUAGUUGUUAAUAUGUAGUCACUAGUAAAAAUGUGUGUAGAAGCUAUUAAAGCUGUUACAUUAA